AUGGAGCAAAAUUGGACUUCGUACCUUCACUCAAGCACGGAUAGCGUUAUUAAUGUUGUUGAUAAUACAACAAAAGAUUUAGAGCUCCCCUUGGACCGGCUCUCGGUUGGCAAGGGGCUCUUAUAUCAGUAUGAUGGGACUGGGAAUAGUACAUACAAAGAAACCCUUGCUUCACUGCGCAACUCAAUUGAUUUGGAGCCACGGAACUCCCUCGGGGGAUUGUGGUAUUACGUCUACCCAAAUUGGAGCUACCUGGAUGGAAUGUUCUCACUCCUAUCAUUCUACCCCUUGUAUACAUUAAAUUUCAAUAUUGCCGACAUGACUGAGGUCAACAAUGAUAUCUUCCUACAAAUCGAGCUUAUAUGGGAGCACUGCUACGACAACAAGACUGGCCUCCUAUUCCACGGAUAUGAUGCAACCAAAACCGCCUCUUGGGCGAAUCCUACGACAGGCGCUAGUCCAAUCGUCUGGAAUCGUUCUCUAGGAUGGUUUGUCAUGGGAUUGGUAGAUCUUCUAGAGCUACAGCUAAUGGACUCUCGGGUCGCAACAUGGCGUGCAAGGUUCACUGACCUUGCCAACGCUAUAGUCAACGCAGUGGAUGCAGAAUCCGGAUGUUGGUGGCAAGUGAUGUCCUCUCCUGGCCGGGAGGGGAACUAUAUUGAAUCUAGUGGAUCUGCUAUGUUCACAUAUGCUCUUUACAAGGGGGUUCGGCUUGGCCUUUUGCAAGAUGCUAGCCAGAGUUCAGUUUCCUCCCGCUAUUUAAGCCAUACCCAGACAAACUAUACCGGUAUUGCCACUCGUGCAUAUCGUGGACUGGUUAACAGAUUCGUUGUGGAGAAUGCCGAUGGCACUUCGAGCUAUAAUGGGACUGUGGGUGUAUGCAGCUUAAACUCAACUGCUAGCUACGAGUACUAUACUGGACAACCAAUCGUCUUCAAUAGCGUAUUGGGAUCUGCGGCCUUUGUUCGGGCCAGUUUGGAGCAUGAACUGGCGCAUGGAAGUGAUCUCUAA
Molecule: messenger RNA, 1011 nt
Organism: Penicillium taxi
Lineage: Eukaryota; Fungi; Ascomycota; Eurotiomycetes; Eurotiales; Aspergillaceae
Exons: 4
Coding region: 1-1011 (336 amino acids)
Biological process (GO): carbohydrate metabolic process
Source: RefSeq, a predicted model, not a curated record